UGUCAUGCAGUAUAGCAGUUGUGUAGGGCUGACUGCGUUUCUCUCUAGCGGGACUCUUUAUGUGUCACUGUUGUGCGUGCUGCAGUGACAAUGGGAGCGAAUGUGUGACUGUGCAUGUAGGGGUGGGGAAAAGAGAGGGAGAGAGAGAGAAAGCGAGUCGCUAGAAAGAGAUAGAGCGCGUACACGAGGCAGGAGGCGCUCCCUCUAAUCCCGGCUGCGACGCCAAACAGCAUUGCACCGGCUGUUACAAUAGUCUUAAUGGAGGCUCAGGCAGACUCUGGUGCUGCAGAGCCACUUAGAGAUCGAGAGUUCCAGAAGCUUCUGAAGUCCUCCAGCUCUGCCAGUCUCACCAGCGAGGCAUCCCACAAUGCCUCAGGAGAGCAUGUCGGUACCCCGUCACAUCAUGGCAGCCAGGUGCUGAUCACAGAGAAACGACAGCCUCUCAGCAGUGUGUCCUCUCUGGAGGUACACUUUGACCUCCUGGACCUGACGGAGCUGACAGACAUGUCUGACCAGGAGCUGGGGGAGGUGUUUGCAGAUUCAGAUGAGGAGAACCAUACAGAAUCCCCAGCAAUUUAUCCCGCAGAUCGCCAGCAGCCACCAUUACCUAGAUUUCCACACAGCGGUUACGUCCGUUCACCCUCCUGGACCCGCGGUGGAAAAGGGGAACAGCAACCAAGAGAUCGAAAGCACCACAGUGACUCCGAAAACACAGAACCAAUGUUGAAGAUAGAGCGCUCGCAAUCCCAGCAGCCUUGAGCCAGGGACAGCUACAGGGGCUUAUAAAGAAAAUAAAGCCCUUGUGCGGAAAGUGGAGGUUCCUUCUUAAACAAGAAGAUGAGGAACUCUUGGGAUCCCACCUAAAGAUAAUGCAAUCCCUUUGUCCAUUAUGGACAAGAAGAGAGCUCCAAAAAGCUGGGGUAAGUGUAGACUCUUCCUCAAGAUGGAACAGACUUCAUCCAACUAGGAUUUUGGAACGCUCCUUUGGGACCGAGUUACUUUCAGUCUUCUCCAUGUGACUUCUGCAUAUGGAGAACUUGAAGCAUGAUGUAGCAUUAUGGACAACACUGGCUCAAGCAAAGUGAAUCUAAGGAGCAACUGAGGAAUUCCUCAGUGAUUCGAAUAUUCAAGGAACUGUUUAAAGAACAGCGCGAUGUCUCGAAACAGCAACUGUGAUAAGACAUUUCUAAAGAACCUACAUAGUUCAAGACAAGGCAAUGCAGAGAAGUUACAAGAAUUCCCAACAAAAGUGUCCUUCGAGGAGAAUCUGCAUGAAAAUAGGGAAACCCAGAAACAAAGUGAAAAAAUCCUGUAAAAAAUUCAUGCCUUAGGCCUGAAACAUACCCUGCACAAGUACAUGAAUGCAGACACUUUGAGCUACACAAGAUUGAUUUGACACACUUUGCGUUUCAGAAUUUGUCAGAAGAGAAUUCAUAUUGCACUGGGUUCUCACCUUCACCGACCUAGUAUUAGCAUGAACCUGUGGAGCUUGAUAUGGAAGGCCACUUUCUAUGGACUUUAGCUCCAACCUGCCCCAACAUAUUAGAUAGAAUUGGAUAACCCUGCAUAAGCAGUUUUCCCUGGUCAGUUUUAUCCUUUAAGGCAGUGCUUUCCAACCCUGCUCAUGGAGACACACCAACAGCACACAUUUUUAAACACUUGCUGAAUCAAAUACACUUGAUUAAUCUUCUCAGCUCAUUAGUACUGCAAAACCUGAACGGAUAAGUCAGAUAAGGGAUACAUCGAAAAAGUGAUGGUGCUGGUACUGUUGGUGUGCCUCCAUACAUAGUGUUGAAUUGGAGCAUCCUGCUGAAUGUGUUCUUUUACUUUCGACCAACGUUUUGUUGGUAAUUAUUGCCCCCUUGAGUACUGAGAACGCACAUUGCAUAUGUACAGCAAGACCACACAAGCAUUCUGACUGGUGUAGAAUAUGUUUCUGGCCUAAUUAAUGAGUACAGCAAGUUGCACUUGAAUUGAUGAAAGGGAGAAUAAUCUUUUAGCAAUAUGUUUUUAACCACUCUGUAUCGUUCAAUGUCAUUAAUAAUUUCAAACAUUCAAAGCCUGAUCCACAUAUAAUCCUAAAAGUAAAAAAAAAGCUAUUGGGUGGGAAUUCCAAAUGCAAACCCCUGAAAGUACAAUUCUGUUGUACAAAUUUCUGGACUAUCAAAAAAAGUUGUACUGCAUUUGUCAUCAGGGUUAUUACAGGGUUCAACGAUGUCAAGCAUGAUCUAUACACAGGGUCACAUUGGAGAAGAAAUUUACAAACUACCAGAAUCAUUAACAAGUCUGCCAACUCAAGGAGGUCAGAAAUCUAACAGGAAUAAACGUGAAAUGUCAAAGAUCA
Puntigrus tetrazona (Sumatra barb) is the source of this 2344-nucleotide messenger RNA. It is a transcript of the gene dbndd1, whose product is annotated as dysbindin domain containing 1. The coding region runs from base 259 to 759 and encodes 166 amino acids. The record is from RefSeq and is a predicted model, not a curated record. NCBI's taxonomy places the organism in Eukaryota, Metazoa, Chordata, Actinopteri, Cypriniformes, Cyprinidae. The transcript is spliced from 4 exons. Gene Ontology annotation, cellular component: cytoplasm. Gene Ontology annotation, biological process: negative regulation of protein kinase activity.